This is a messenger RNA of Pogona vitticeps (central bearded dragon), 3456 nucleotides long. NCBI's taxonomy places the organism in Eukaryota, Metazoa, Chordata, Lepidosauria, Squamata, Agamidae. The record is from RefSeq and is a predicted model, not a curated record.
AUGGGGAGGCCAAGAGAAAACUUCCAAGCCUUGAACUGCCACCCAAAGGACAGGACAUGGCGGCCGGCGGGGCGAGGCGAGGCGGGCCCGUCCCGCGUCCCUCAGGGCUCCCGAGGCAGCGGCAGCGGCGCCUUCUUCCUCCGGCUCCGGCGACCGUGGCCGCCUCCUGCCCGCCUCACGGAGGAGGCCGCCAUCUUGUCAACAACCGUCGCCGCGCAAGCUGAGGUGGCCGUGACCACUGGGGCCGGGGCCAGUGCCACCGCCGCCCUGGGGGGCCUGCCGGGCAGCCCGGAGGUCAGCUUCGGCUUGCUCUGGCAUUGCUCCGAGACCCUGCAGAGCCUCCCGGACUGCUACGCCUUCGGCGGCCUCGGGCGCUUCAGCCAGAUGCCCUCUGGAUCCUGGCAGACCAGUGCCGUGCUGUGCGCAGGGGGUUGUGCGCUUUUAGCCCUCAGCUCCCUGCUGGCCGUGGUGGUCCUUUUCCUCCCCAGCGGGCAGUGUGAGCGGCGGGCCUGCUUCCUGGCCGGUUACAUCCAGAUGGCAGCGGUGUUCAUCAUGGGAUUUGGGCUUCUGGUGUACCCUUUCGGCCUCGGCUCGGCGACCGUGAGGAGGUACUGUGAGGAUGCCAGCAUCUACUAUGCAGGAGAUUGCCAAAUCGGAUGGGGGUACAUGCUCGCCAUUGUGGGGGUCAUGCUGUCCGUUUUUCUGCCGUUCUUUGCAAAAUAUGCACCCAAAGAGCACUCCUCUCCGACACCCAUCCCGACAAUUUUAUAGCAUUUUGGGUGACCGUUCUUGGAACAAUCUGAACAUUCCCGCUUGAAAUCAAGGGACAGCGGCGUGAUCCAAGCUCUUCCUUUUAGCUUGGCUACAGAAAGAAAUGGCAACCGCGGGCGCACCCAGGAGUCUUCCAGAGGCAUCGAAUCUCACACUCCGGAUCUGCAAUCAACAGUUGCCCAGAGGUGGAUGGAGUGGCCUCAAACAUACACACAGCGGCUAUUGCGAAUAGCAUUAAAGGGGGGGGGAGGAAAGAGAAGUCUGGUUUUAUCCUCAAAAUAUCUGUCUACCUCCCAGUUUUGUUUGUGUGUCGAAAUCUUUUUUAGAACCUCGAUCCAACUUUUGUAUCUCCUUGUUAAAUAUCUGAACUUUUUUGAACCUGUCCUUCCCCAUCUGUGCUAUUUGUGAGUUGCAAGAAACGGAGGCGGGAAAUGCUCACAGAGUAGUUUGUAACAAUUAAUGUGCUGUUGUUUCCAAAGUUGUGGUGAUGCUUCCAAGGUUUUUGUAGGCAUAACGUCCCCAGAAGUGGGUUCCGGGUGAUCAGUGUGACACUUGUCCAGACCCACACAGCCAUGCGUGUUCCUUCCGCGUGUUCUCAUCUGGUCCCCCGCUCCGGAGAACAAGGUGGCGAUUCGAACCCCCAGCCCCUGUUUCUGCAGCCAGGGGCUCCAAGCCGCACAGCUACGCCAGCUCAGUUUAUCAGUUUAGUGUGGGCAAAAGAAAAAAUUGGAGUGCAACAGAAACAGGGCAUCCUUUUUCCCUUCAUUGCUUCGAUCGGUGGGGUGGCCACCUUGAACAUUUGCAGCAAUGCCAUAUUUGGCAUUGGAAAGCCUCACUUUCUGAGCAGGCGACGGUCGUUAUAUCAUCUUUCUUGGCCAAAACGGUGUUUCUGUCCCUAAAAGAGUGGAGCCGGCCGUAGUUCAAGGGGUCAUAGGAGCAGAAGGAGGAGACAAAGAUUCCGUAAGGAGUGACGGAAAAUUAUUGGCAUGGUUUAAGGGAAAUUGAGGAUCGGAGAGCCGCAAAGCGAAGACAUGCAGGCUGGCAAGGUUUCCCAGAAAUACCAAGCAGCCCCCAAGGGUGAAAAAAGUUCAGGUCCUAAAUGAAAAUUCAUUUCCACUGGUAGAUGUGCCUCUCUGAUCCUCCGCAGCUGCCCUUCCCAGGUUUAAAGCCAGGGAGGAGAAGUUUGGGCUCAAUAUGGCCCAUGGAAGCAUCGAGCCAGGGGCCUCUGCCAAGCAAAAUGGUCUACAGAGUCAACUAGCAUCUGCAAGAUUUCAAAUCUGCCUUCUCCUCCUCCUCUGCCUAGGAGUUGAAGGAGCAAAAUUAGCUGCAGUGUCCCCCUGUAUUUGCAAAGAAGGCUGGCUGAGCCCCAGUUGAGUCAGGCUUCGACCCACGCCUGAGGUCCUCCUUGUUCAGAUUCCCCGACUCUGUUGAAAAGCAACGCUCUUGCCAUGUCUUCUGUAUCGGAGAAGGGAAGAGAUUUCUUAGUAUUUCAUUGCACCUCUUGUCAGCCACCAAAGGAGAGGGCUUUGAAAGAAGCAAUUAGACACAUUGACCCACAAGAUGGCCAUCACUAGCCAAAUCCAGUGAAACUGAAGGCUGCUCUCCUGCCAUUUCAUAGUAUGGAAGAGUGAACGUCAUCAGCGCUAGCUUGUACAACUUAACACCAGCAGAGACAUUGUCUUCCACCCAGUUAUUAAAAUCAGAGAAGCCUUGAUUUGUGUAUGUUUCUUGCUGCCUAGUCCUGACUUGAGAGAACCUGCAGUAUCAGUGGCAAUCUAUCUUGGAAUACUAGCCAUUGGGGGACACUUGCAGCCAGACGCUGUUGCCCUCACGGCAUGCUUGUGGAAAAAUUGGAUGUUAGAAUAGGUCGGCUUUUGGUUUGACGGAGCAAGGCUUGGUCGCCUCGAAUUCUUAACUAUAGCAACACAAGAAAUGUGUGUCAAAAGUCUCUCUUGGAGGCUUUAGUGGAAGAAAAGCAAUGUGCAUUAUGUUUUUUUUGGGGGGGGGCACAUCCUUGGCUCAGGUGCCCGUUGCUAAAGAUAAAGGGUGGCUCUCUGUUAGCCACCAAACUUGCUGGAAACAAGAGGUUCCUAAGAAGGGGUUGUGUGGAACACAAGGAUGGAUUUCAGAAUCAGAAAGGCCUGUUUGAUCAUUUCUGGGUUUGAUUUUUGAAACCCUUUUUUUGAGCAUUUCCAGGCCUGAUGGAGCCUGCACCACUUUUACACAGUGUAGAAAAUGUAGUGAAAGAAAAUGCUUUGUUUAACUGAACUGUUCUUUUUUAAAAAACAUGGGAUUAACAUGCAGGAAUUUGAGCCACUGAAAACAAUUCAGGUUUCCUUAUUUGAUUUCUUUCAGCAAUAAUAUUUAAAUUUUUUUGCCCAAAGUUCAUGUGCACUUCACCCCACAUUUUACAAAUUGGGAGGAGGGAAAUGGAGAGAGUCAAAGCUCAUUGGCUGUUAGUUGGUUAGGACCUUUCAGCCUCUGUCUUGCAAGAUGCUCCUGUAAGGAUUAGAGGACUUAAUCUGCUUAUUACGCCAGAAAAAUAUGUUAUCUCCGGAUCAUAAGUUAAAUUGGAUGCCAGAGAGGGAGUUGGUUUCUGCUUGAGGAUUGUAUUGAUCCAUCAGAAUAAGGUCGGUGUUCCUCCCAGCUUGUGUGGACAUGAAUAUCUGGGUAUUUCUCCCCCCC